This is a messenger RNA of Paralichthys olivaceus (Japanese flounder), 2797 nucleotides long. Lineage: Eukaryota; Metazoa; Chordata; Actinopteri; Pleuronectiformes; Paralichthyidae. The record is from RefSeq and is a predicted model, not a curated record.
CUUUUCCCAGAAGGGAUUGGGCGGCCCCCUCCCUCCCUCGUCCCGAUUGGUUCCCUGGAGGUCGACGUCCAUCAGAUGUUAGCUAUGCAGCUCCAGACUCAGGAUACACAUGGAGCGACACUGACACACCUGACACCGGCGCUCGGGAUCACAGGCCUGAUAUCUCAGAGUAUGAGCGCUGGUAUUAUAACUUUGGACCGCACCCACCACGAUCCACUGACUCAGAUGUCAACCAUAAGACGGCAGUGGAUCCGACCCAUACUCGAGUGGAGCCAGUGGAUGCCUGGAAACCAGAAGUAAACAUUUAUGAAUCAGGAUUUGGCACAAGGGAACAAGAACCUGGACCAAGAGCCCCUGAGCCUGCAUCACAUGGAGACCCAAACUGUAAGGUGGACCUGGUCUUCCUGAUGGACGGCAGCUGGAGCAUCGGGAAGCGACGUUUUAAGAUCCAGAAGGACUUCCUGGCUGAGGUGGCUCAGACCAUCAACGUGGGCGUAAAUGGACCCAUGAUGGGCCUCAUCCAAUACGGAGACGACCCCGUGACGGAGAUCAGUCUGAAGUCUCACUCCAACUCCAGAGAGCUGAGGUCGGCCGUAGAUAAGAUUGUGCAGAAAGGAGGCCUCUCAAAUGUGGGAAAGGCCCUCUCCUACAUCAACAAGCAGUACUUCAGCGAUGUCAAUGGAAACCGUGGAGGGGCCCCCAACGUGGCCGUGGUGCUGGUGGACGGCUGGCCCACAGACAAGGUGGAGGAGGCCUCUCGUCACGCCCGGGAGUCUGGCAUCAACAUAUUCUUUGUCACCAUCGAGGGCGCCGACGACAAUGAGAAGCAAAAUCUGGUCGAGGCCAACUUCGUUGACAAGGCCGUGUGUCGGACCAACGGCUUCUACUCCCUGCCUGUGACCAGCUGGUUCGCCCUGAGGAAGGCCGUGCAGCCCCUGGUGAAGAGGGUGUGUGACACGGACCGCCUGAUGUGCAGCAAAACCUGCCUCAACGCCAACGACAUCGCCUUUGUCAUUGACGGCUCCAGCAGCGUGGGAACAGGCAACUUCCGCACCGUGCUGCAGUUCGUGGCGAACGUCACACGAGAGUUUGAGAUCUCCGACACGGACACGCGGGUCGGAGCUGUGCAGUACACCUACGAGCAGAGGCUGGAGUUCGCCUUCGGCCAGUACAACAACAAGGCCGAGUUGCUGAACGCCAUUAAACGCAUCAACUACUGGAGCGGUGGGACCAGCACUGGUGCCGCCAUCACCUACGCCGCAGAGCAGCUCUUCAGCAAAUCCAAACCCAACAAACGCAAGAUCAUGAUCGUCAUUACAGAUGGACGCUCCUAUGAUGACGUCAGGGUGCCUGCACUGAAUGUCCAAAGCCAAGGUGUGAUCGCCUACUCCAUCGGCAUCGCCUGGGCAGCCCAGGACGAACUGGAGUACAUCGCCACGGACCCCGACAAGGAGCACUCCUUCUUUGUGGACGAGUUCGACAACCUCUACAAGUUUGUGUCCAAGAUCAUAAACAACAUCUGCCAGGAGUUCAACUCACAGCCCAGGAACUGAGGACGGACGCACGGGCGGGUGUAAAGAGGGACGUCCCGAUCAUGGGCUGUCCUGACGGGACACUGAUUGUAAAUUUACUCACUCUGUUGCCCAGAUGGUGGAGCUGGAUUGGCUGCAGCUCCCCCACGUUUGAACGGGGAGGGGAAAGGUUCUUAAUUUAGGUGAGGAUUGUGUGUUUUGGUCGAAAAAACUAAUCUUAAAGUGAAUCAGCAUUUGGUCCCAAACGGUGCUAAAAGUAAAGACACAGUGACAUAGUGACAUCUCAUAUGGUCCCAGUUGUUCUCUGUCGGUGCCUUUAAAGAACAGGAUUCCUGAACAUUUAAAAUGAUGGUACCACUCUUGAACGAGACACCUUUAUAAUAGGUCUGUGAGUUGUUCUUAUUUACCGUAGUAAAUUGAUUUCUAAUUUUCUGAAGGUCAAUUAUAAAUCAUUUAUAUGGUGUUAUUCCCCAUUUAGCAUGAAACUCCCCACUUUAUAUUGCAAACCCUCAAAGUAUUGAUUGACCUUUGACCCUCUGGAGGGAAGCUGCAGAACAUCUGGAACAAAAUUCAUCUGUCAACAACUUGUCAAAGUUUACACAAUAGUCAAUUAACGAUGUAUAUUCAAUAAUAACGUCCUUAUGAACAACUAAUAGACCCCUCAUAACAAGUGCCGCACAAAGAAGUGGUACCAGACUAACAGAAGCUGCCUAACUGGGACAUGGUGCUUGCAGAGAAAUGUAGACUUUAAAGCAUGCCUAGCACUUCCUCUUCUGGCUUAACAUACUUCAUAAACUUAAUAAUACGGUGCUUUUCAUACAAUUCUCGGUGAAGAGGAUAUUCUUUUUUUAGAAACGGUGCAUUUUGAUCUUCCUAAGAGGAGAGACUUGUUAGUAGGGACAUUGUUAAAGUUCCUCUGUACGACAUUGGUGCUGAUAUACGAGUGGCAGGUGAGAACGCGGCUCUUGUGAGUGUGACCUGGUGAGUCGGCAACACGGAGCGAUUGAGCUGUGAGGAAAGAGGAGCUUGUAUAUCUCUGUGCAGAGCGACGGAAGAUUGAACGCCAUCCAUCCCGUCGCUCUUUGUUUUCUAAUCAUGUGGUUGCACCGCAGGCGUUUCUCUUUUGUUUGAAGAGUAUUUAUGAUUUUCUGUUAUGUCCUGUUUGUACAUAUGCAUAUUAAAAGCCUUUCGCUAUUAUUGUUCAGAUAAUUGAUCAAUGUUUGUUGUUUUUUUGUUGUUGCAAUUUUUAAUAAAAAUAAAGAAAA